Molecule: messenger RNA, 862 nt
Organism: Corapipo altera (White-ruffed manakin)
Lineage: Eukaryota; Metazoa; Chordata; Aves; Passeriformes; Pipridae
Exons: 7
Coding region: 18-848 (276 amino acids)
Source: RefSeq, a predicted model, not a curated record
AGCUGUGGGAGACCUGGAUGAGGCUGGCACUGAAUGAGACCCCCGUGGUCCAGCUCCUGGAGGACGUCGCCCACCGGAUGGGGAAUGGGAGCAGCCAGGGGGCCACAGAGCUCCGGGAAGGACCCCAGGUUUUCCCAUCCCACCUCCCUCAGGAGCAGGAAAGACCUCGGGAUGUUUAUCCCCGACGAGAGAGUGCCCUGGUCCUUCAGGAGGUGAUGGAGAAGCUGCAGAGGCUCAACCAGAGCCUGGAGCUGACGCUGGAGGCCUUGGAGGACGCACGGAGCCGGCUGGAAAACCACCUGGAGCUCCUCAAGGCCGUUCCCAACCCGGAUGGUCAGAGCCCAAGUGCCACCUCCACCUUCAUCCCACCCGGCUCCUACUCGGCGCUGCUGGUUCUUCUCCUGGUGCUGGCGCUGCUCUGGGUGAUCCUCCUCCUUCUCCUCCUUUUCCUGGCUUCCAGCACCCUCGGAAUCCCGGAGCUCUCCGCUCUCCUGGUCCUUGCUGUGGCAGGACAGCGGCUGGUGGCAUCCAGAGGGAUCCGGCCGGUGGUUUCCCAGGAAAAACCCCCUCACCGUCUCACCUCCACCCCAGAGAGGGAAUGCGACCUGGAGCUGCUGCAGGAGGAGCUGGACAGGAUGGAGAUGAGCUGCGUGCGAGGUGACCACGCUGUGGGAGAGCCCUCGUACCUGGAGCAGCCCCAGGACAUUCCCGGCUCCAUAGGAUGGGUGUCACCUGCUCCUGGUGGCCGGAGGGCAACGCGGAGCUCACGCGGGGUAAGUGGUGCUGGAUGGGAUGUCCCCAAAUUGGGGUUGUCCCUCAAAGACGUGCUCUUUGGGAAUGGGUUUUAGUCAUAAAAUCAUGG